AUGAGUUAUUUUAGCUUGCAUCAACGAGACAAUGGCAGCAGAACGCAGCUUUUCGAUUCAAAGUUUGACAACUACACGACAAGAGCCAGUUCCCCGUACGAUAAGGGUGGCAACUUAGACAUCUCGCAGUCAACCUUAUCAAAUUUGGAGAAUCAGAGCGACCGGCACGUCAGCGCCAUGAGCGAGAGAUUAAGUGCUCUUAAGUCCUUGUCACUGAAAAUGGGUGAAGAGAUCAGGGGUAGCAACGACACAGUGGAAAAGCUGGGCGACGUAUUUGAGGGCACCAGCCAGCGGCUGAAAACAACAUAUCGGGAUAUGAUGAAGAUGGCAGGAAACUCAAGGGUGCCGCUCAAAACAUGGCUGAUGAUAUUCUCUGUUGUAUUUCUGUUCUUUAUGUGGAUCUGGAUAUUCUAA
Messenger RNA from Lachancea meyersii CBS 8951, 414 nucleotides. NCBI's taxonomy places the organism in Eukaryota, Fungi, Ascomycota, Saccharomycetes, Saccharomycetales, Saccharomycetaceae. The record is from the annotation of a GenBank genome assembly.